This is a messenger RNA of Mauremys mutica (yellowpond turtle), 532 nucleotides long. Its product is annotated as growth-regulated alpha protein-like. Gene Ontology annotation, biological process: inflammatory response; neutrophil chemotaxis; cellular response to lipopolysaccharide. The record is from RefSeq and is a predicted model, not a curated record. Lineage: Eukaryota; Metazoa; Chordata; Testudines; Geoemydidae. Gene Ontology annotation, molecular function: chemokine activity; CXCR chemokine receptor binding. The transcript has 4 exons. Gene Ontology annotation, cellular component: extracellular region. Bases 54 to 362 code for a protein of 102 amino acids.
AGAGCUGAGCCGAGCCCAGAUCCCAGCACCAGCCUCCACCGCCAGCCCGGACCAUGAGCCGCCCCGAGAGCUUCGCCCCCGGCAGCCCCCUGCUGCUGCUGCUGUUAGCGGCCUGCGCCGCGCUGUGCCGGGGUGCCCCCAUGGCCGGCGAGCUGCGGUGCCACUGCCUGCAGACCGAGGCCGCGCUGAUCUACCCCAAGCGCGUCGCCCACGUGGAGCUGAUCCCCGAGGGGCCCCACUGCGGGGUGCCAGAAGUCAUAGCCACCACGAAGCACGGCAAGAAAGUCUGUCUGGAUCCCAACGUGCCCUGGGUCCAGCUGAUCGUCACCAGGAUCCUGAACAGUAAAUCUAACAAGCUGUGAGGGGAGCAGAGGAAAUGACCAAGGCACCACAACAGAAACUACCUGUGUGUGAGAGAGAAUGGGAACCUGAGGCUGGACAGCUCGCCAUGCUGAACUCUCUUCUUUUGAGGGUCUGAGAGACCAGCCUGCUCCAUUCAACUUCAACCUGUUCCACUGAGUUAUUGCAACCU